AUGAACACAGAUGAAGCUUGCACUCGCAGAGUUAUGUGGUGCGCGAGUGAAAUGAAGAGACAGAGAAACGAACACGAAGCUUGCACUCGCAGUCCAAUCUUCAAAAUUCAAAUACUCGGUCUUGAGCCUCUCUCUCAACAAAAGCUUGGAUUUUUUUUCUUCGGUUCGGCUGCUUUGGCAAUGUCAGAUGAACAUCCAAGGCAGUUUCUUAGUAUGCCAGAAGAAGCCCAGCAGAUGUCAAUGGAUCGAGUGACUGGCCCAAUUAUCGCAGGUGCUCUUCUUGAUAUGUAUGCAAACCAAGGAAGCAUUUGUGAGUCCAAAAGAGUUUUCAGUGAGACGCCUCAUAAAAGCCAGUUUGCUUGGAUUGCAAUAAUAUCUGCAUAUGCUGGGCAUGGAGACUAUGACUCCGUGAUAGAAUUGUUCAAGGAGAUGGAGAGAGAAGGAGUAGACCUGAUUCAGUCACAUUUCUUUCUAUACUAG
Molecule: messenger RNA, 480 nt
Organism: Prunus armeniaca (apricot)
Lineage: Eukaryota; Viridiplantae; Streptophyta; Magnoliopsida; Rosales; Rosaceae
Source: the annotation of a GenBank genome assembly